Spinacia oleracea (spinach) is the source of this 2945-nucleotide messenger RNA. Its product is annotated as zinc finger BED domain-containing protein RICESLEEPER 2-like. NCBI's taxonomy places the organism in Eukaryota, Viridiplantae, Streptophyta, Magnoliopsida, Caryophyllales, Amaranthaceae. The coding region runs from base 498 to 2351 and encodes 617 amino acids. The transcript has 3 exons. Gene Ontology annotation, molecular function: DNA binding. The record is from RefSeq and is a predicted model, not a curated record.
AAAUCCGAAUACCCGAUCCGCAUCCGAUCCGAUUUUUUUGGAUAUCCGAUCCGAAAUCGAUUUCGGAUCGGAUAUCCGAUCCGUAAUUAUCGGAUACGGAUACGGAUACGGAUCUUAUUUUUUCUGAAAUCGGAUAUCCGAUAUCCGAAAAAUUAUCGGAUAUCGGAUAUCGGAUAUCCGAUAUCCGACCCAAGAUCCGAAAUUGUACUAAAUCCAAGUUUUUAUUUUUUAGUUUUCAAAAUCAAAACAAAUGUUGCCCUAAACUCAAACUCAUAUCUCUCUCAGACUCUCACGGCCUCACGCCGUUUCUCUCUCUCAUCUGUGUCCUUUCCCAAUCUCUCAUCUAGAUCUCUCGCCGGCAACGAUCGAUCUCUCACCGGAAGCCCACUCUCACCUCUCACUGGCCGCUCUCAACUCUCAAGCUCUCGUUUCACGGCAGCGUCUUAUCGAUCUCUCACCGACCAUAAGCUCUACUUCUGUUGUAAUUCACCGGAUUAAUGGAUGAAACGACCGGUGAAAGUAUUACCCCCACCGGUCCCUCGAGCGAGGACCCUGUUGUUUCAAGUGCUCCUUGUGAAGGAGGUCAAAAUCAACAAGAGCAAGGGGCUGCUGCAGUACCAAAAGCUCCAGCCAAAAGGCCCGCAACUGAAACUGCCACUGAUGCUCAAAAUAAAGGUAAGAAAAAAAAAUCUUGGCUCUGGGAUCAUUUUGAGUUGAUCAUAAAAAAUGGAGAAGAAAGAGCUAAAUGCGUGUAUUGUCCAACUGAUGUUUGUGGUAGCUCUAAAACAGGCACAUCUGUUAUGAAAAAUCACCUUCUUAGAUGUAAAGAAUACCCUCCUAACAUCGAUAAAUCACAAAGGCUUCUUUCUUUGCAAAGUGAACAAAGUCAACAGAGUAUGGGAGAUGGCAGUGUUGGUGAAAAUGUAACUGGGGAAAAAAAAGGGAAAUUAGAAUUUUGGAAGUUUAAGCAAGAGGAUACUCGGAAAGCUUUUGCAAAGAUGAUAAUAAUGGAUGAAAUGCCAUUUAGAGUUGUUGAGCGUGAGGGUUUUCAACUUUUCAUGUCAGUUUGUCAACCAAACUUCCUCAUUCCCUCACGUUUCACAGUGGCUAGAGAUUGUUAUCGUGUAUUUUUAGAUAAGAAAAAGAAACUGAAAAGUUAUUUGAGCAAGUGUUCUUCUCGUAUUUGUCUCACUACUGAUACUUGGUCAUCUUCUCAAACUUUAACCUACAUGUGUUUAACUGCCCAUUUCAUAGAUCAAAAUUGGAAAUUGCAUAAAAAGAUUUUGAACUUUUGUCCAAUUAGUGGUCAUUCAGGUGAGGCAAUUGGUAAAGCGGUUGAAAAGUGUCUUCUUGAGUGGGGAAUUACUAAGGUACUUACCAUUACAGUAGACAAUGCAAGUUCAAAUGAUGUAGGUGUCCAAUAUUUGAGAAAGAGGUUGCAAAGAUGGAAGGAUGGGACUGUUUUGGAUGGUAAAUAUGUUCAUAUGCGUUGUGCAGCCCAUCUUCUUAAUCUUACUGUGAAAGAUGGUUUAAAAGAUUGUGAGGAUUCAAUCAAAAAAAUUCGUGGUGCUGUGAAGUUUGUUAGAUCUUCUCCUGCAAGAUUACAAAAGUUUAAAAAUUGUGUAAACCAAGAGCAAAUUGAGUCAAAACGUCAACUUUGUUUAGAUGUCGAAACUAGGUGGAACUCCACUUAUUUGAUGUUGGAUUAUGCUAUGGUUUUCCGAAAAGCUUUUGAUUUGCUUGAAAAUUCUGAUGGUGGUAAAUACGUUGCUGAGUUAACAAAACAAGCUGGUGUACCCGUUGAUUAUGAUUGGGAUCAUGCUUCUUCUUUUCUCCCUUUUCUUAAGAUUUUUUAUGAUGCUACUUUGAGGCUCUCUGGAUCUUUGUAUUCUACUUCUAACGAAUAUUUGCUAGAGCUUGUGGCAAUAAGCAAAAUGAUAAAAAGAAAGUGUGAGAGUAGUAAUAGUGGUGAGAGGUUAAUGGCUUACAAAAUGAAGAAAAAGCAUGAUAAGUAUUGGGAUAAUGUGGAUAACAUUAAUUUGAUGUUAUAUAUUGCUGUUGUGCUUGACCCUCGUCGUAAAAUGUUCUAUGUCAAGUGGGCUAUAGAUGAUCAAUAUGAUUUAGACAAGGCUUCGAAGUUGUAUGGCAUGGUCUCCGAUGCUUUGACUUCUUUGUAUGAACAUUAUGCUUCUUCUCAAACUCAAAAUGUAUCUGUUCCUUCGGAAGUAGUAGAUUUGGCUUCUAUGGAUACGGAUGUAUACAAUGAGCGUGAUGUGGCAGACUAUGAAUUUGAGAAGCAUGUUGGUGCACAAGUUGUUUUGGAAAAAAAACUGAUUUGGAUAAGUAUUUAAAGGAUGAUAGAGAGCCUAAUAUCAUUGGGAAGAGCUUUGAUCCUUUAGGAUGGUGGAAAAAAGCCGAGGAGAGGUAUCCAAUAGUUGCUCUUAUGGCUAGGGAUGUAUUAGCUAUUCCGGUUUCCACAGUCGCUUCAGAAUCUGCAUUUAGCACCGGGGGAAGGAUACUUGAUCAAUUUCGUAGUUCUCUUUCAUCACUUAUGGCAGAAGCUUUAAUAUGCGGACAAGAUUGGUUGCGUGUUGCAAAUCGCCCACUUAUUAUCGAAGAAUGUAUUGCUGAAAUGGAAAAGAUUGAGGAGGAAUUGUCCUCAUUGGUGGAGCAACCAUCGGUUUCCGUCGUUGAUGAUUAUUUCUAAUUAUUAAAUUUCACUUGUUUUUUAUAUUUAAUGUAGUUGAAGACUUUUGUAAACGAUUAAGCGUUGUUGUUGAAGACUUGUAAUUUUGUUUUAAGACUAUUAAGUAUUAUGUGUUGCUUUCUGUUGGGAUGGGUUUGCAUACCUUAGUUGCUGACUUGUUGGCAGCACUGUGUUUUUAAAGAUUGGGAUGAAACAAAUCCUUCCUGAUUUAUGAUAUUGUUUAUAGGUAUUAUUUAAA